AUGCGGAGUCUCGGAAGGGUCUCGGCCUGGGCCCCCCGGGCGCUGUGUGCGGCGCGCGUGCCGCGUGCCUAUUUGAGCACGGACGCUGCGCCUGGUACGCACGAGACGAGCCCCGAGCAGGGCUACCAGGCGCUGGUCGACGGCGGGACCGUGCGGGACGACCAGUUCCAGCGCCGGAUCGUCGGCGUGCUGCAGACGCUGCACAACGAGCUGCGUGCGUACAAGCAGCCCGCGGUGCCCGACCCCGAAGAUGGGCUCGUGGAGCAGCCAAAGAAGCCGAGCAUGUUUAGCUCCUUGCUCUCGUUCCUGCCGCUGCCCGAGCAGGAAGAGGGCAAGCUGGAGCAGAGCAAGAUGCUCGGUGUCACGGAGCAGAUGCGCUCGCAGAGCGUCUUUGGCAAGCUCGCCUCUGCGUUUAGCCGUGCGCCGGCGGUGAGCACAGAGGCAGUGCGCCCCGAAGGCGCGCCGCAAGGCAUCUAUUUGUACGGCGACGUCGGCACCGGCAAGAGCAUGCUGAUGGACCUCUUCUACAACACGCUCCCUCCGAACAUCACGCGCAAGCGCCGUGUGCACUUCCACCAGUUUAUGAUCGAUGUGCACAAGCGCUCGCACGCGUACAAGUCCAAAUACCACCGGUCAUCGGGCAUCGUCGGCCAGGCGAACGCGCCGCAGGCGCGCUCGCUGCCCGGCGUGCCGCCCAAGCCGCCGUCCGCUGCCGACGCCCACGAGGGCGGCGAGAUUGACCCGAUCGAGCCGGUGGUGCGUGAGAUCGCGCAGCAGACCGAGGUCCUGUGCUUUGACGAGUUCCAGGUGGUGGACAUUGUCGAUGCCAUGAUCCUCCGCCGCGUGCUCGAGGGCCUGAUGCGCUACGGCGUGGUGAGCGUCAUGACGUCGAACCGCCAGCCGUCGGAGCUGUACAAGAACGGUAUCCAGCGCUCGAGCUUCAUGCCGUGCAUCCACUUGCUCGAGACGCAGUACCUCGUCACGGACCUCAACUCGGGCACGGACUACCGCAAGGUCGAGCAGGAGCGGCAUCAGGUGUACUACCUCGAGAACGACCCCCAGUCCAAGGCCGAGUUCGAGAAGCAGUGGGCCGCGCUCACCGACGGCCAGGAGAUCCGCAAGGACUACACGGUCAAGGUGUGGGGCCGCCCGCUGGUCGUGCCGCAGAGCACGAAGCAGGUGGCGCGCUUCUCGUUUAUGGACUUGUGUGGACGCCCUCGCAGCGCGGCAGACUACAUUGCGCUCUGCAGCGAGUUCAACACCAUCUUUAUCGAAGACAUUCCCUUGAUGAGCCUCGACAUGCGCGACUUGGCCCGCCGCUUUAUCACGUUUGUCGACGCAGCCUACGAGAGCAAGACGCGCCUGAUCUGCUCGUCCGAGGUCGAGCUGAUGAAGGUCUUUAGUGGUACGACCGCUAUGGACAAGAGCAAGGGUACCAGCGACCAGAUGCGCGCCCUGAUGGACGACCUCAAGAUGACCGCCGACGACAUCGGCAGCUCGUCCAUCUUUAGCGGUGAGGAAGAGAUGUUUGCGUUCGCCCGCCUCCUCUCGCGCCUGAGCGAGAUGGCGACACAGAACUACUGGAUGGCCUCGGCCCGCCGCGUUAAUUAG
Malassezia japonica is the source of this 1611-nucleotide messenger RNA. Its product is annotated as peroxisome-assembly ATPase. Bases 1 to 1611 code for a protein of 536 amino acids. The transcript has a single exon. Lineage: Eukaryota; Fungi; Basidiomycota; Malasseziomycetes; Malasseziales; Malasseziaceae. Gene Ontology annotation, biological process: protein quality control for misfolded or incompletely synthesized proteins. Gene Ontology annotation, cellular component: cytoplasm; mitochondrion. The record is from RefSeq and is a predicted model, not a curated record. Gene Ontology annotation, molecular function: ATP hydrolysis activity; ATP binding.